AUUCCCCUUAGCACAUGUGAGCCCGUAAGCAAGAGAAGAAGUGUAGUUAUACUCAUUCACUCAUAUAAUUCUUUCAAAAUUGUAGGUACCUUUGCUAACAUUUUCAACAUGAAAAAGAAGCGCACCGUUGCAGAGGAAUCAGUGGAGAUACCUCUCUUGGAUUCAUCCAAUGAUGAUGAUGAUGAUCAGGAGGAGAAAGAUGAGGCUCCGGUAAAAGCCAAAAGAACCAAAUCUGAGGGCAAUGGAGAGCAGGAAGCGAUCCAUCCAGUGAAACUCUCACGAAAUGAUUUGUACAGACCUCCUUCUGCAGAGGAGCUGAACCAGCUGAAAGAGGCUGAGACCCUUUUUCAUUGCAGCCUUCUCAAAAUGCAGAUGGAAGAACUCCUGAAAGAGGUUGCCCUGAGUGAGCGUAGGAAACAGCAAAUUGAUUCCUUCAUUCAAACGGUCACCAAGUUGAUUCAGACUGUGCCAGAGUCACCAGUAGUUGAGGUUAAUGACCUGUCUUGGCUGUCUGGAGCUGUUAAGGUUCCUUUUCUCUUGGUGCCCAAAGCAACAAAGGGUAAAUUCCACAUGGCACCUCCAGCUUCUGUCAACCUGAUAGGGAGCUACCCACUGGACACUUGCAUCACACCACACAUUGUGGUGGACUUGGCAGCCACAAUCCCAGGUGAUGUCCUCCACCCAAAAGAUGUUUUGAAUCAGAGGUUUCCGAGGAAAAGGGCUCUGUACCUUGCAGGCCUUGCCCAGCAUCUCAAAUCCUCCUCUGACAUUGGGACCAUGCGUUAUUCCUGUCUCCAUGGAAAUCGGCUCCGACCUGUACUGCUGUUGACCCCUCCAGGUAAAAGCUCCUCUAGUUUCACUGUCUGUGUUCAUGUCUUGCCACCUCCUGGAUUCUUCAAGCCCAGCCGUUUCCACCCCGAGAGGAAUAACAUCCGGACAGAGUGGUACACAGGACAGCAGACUUCCCUCACUGAGAGCAGCGAACCUCCGACGCCACACUACAACAGCUCUGUUCUGGGGGAUUUACUCCCCCGAGCUCACCUCCAGUUUCUGUCUGCUGUCAGAUCCCAGUGCUCAGCUUUUUCUGAUGGGGUGGCUUUGCUCAAAGUGUGGCUUCAUCAAAGAGAGCUUGACCAGGGCACUGGUUGUUUUAAUGGUUUUCUGGCUUCAAUGCUGUUGGCGUAUCUACUGAUGACUCACAGAAUCAGUAACACCAUGACAGCUUAUCAGCUACUCCGUAACAGUUUGAACUUCCUUGUAUCUACUGACCUGACGGUGAAUGGAAUAAGUCUAGCUAAGGAUCCAGACUCUACAGCUGCGUCUCUGGCUGAAUUCCACAAGGCUUUCCCGGUUGUGUUUGUUGACCCCUCAGGCCAUCUGAACUUGUGUGCUGACAUGACUGCCUGUACCUACAAACAGCUUCAGCAUGAGGCUUCUGUGUCAAUGGAGUUCUGGGACAACCCCUCAGUCGAUGGGUUCCACUGCCUCCUCAUGACUCCCAAACCUGUGAUAAGGACAAGUGACCACAUCUUUCAGUUGUGUGACCUGGUGAAGCUUCAGUCCAGCUGUAAGAAACAGAACCUUCUCAGUGAACUAAUGGACCACAGUGGAAAUUAUGUCCAAACAGCACUGCCUUUUAUUCUGUUGUUGCUCCAACAAGGACUUGGCCAAAGGAUUCACCUCCUCACUCAUUCCCUCUCGCCCGAUCCUGAGUGGUCUGUGGAGAGUGAAGCUCCAAAAUACAAAAGUCAACCUCCCCUCUCCUUUGGUUUGCUCUUUCAACCAGAGCAGGCAGUCUCUGUCCUUGAACGAGGCCCACAAGCAGACAGCCCCAAGGCGGCUGAGUUUCGUGAGAUGUGGGGUCCUCGCUCUGAGCUGCGUCGCUUCCAGGAUGGUGCCAUCACCGAGGCUGUGCUAUGGGACGGAGAGAGCAUGUACCAAAAGCGGCUGGUCUCCAAACAGAUCGUCACACACUUACUACAACUACACGCGGACAUCCCCGAGUCCUGCCUGCGAUACAUGGGGGCGGCUGUGGAUGACGUCAUCAAAACAGGAAGUGAGGUGCCUGGUACUGGAGAGGAGGACAGUUUAGUGGUGGUUCAGUCUUACGAUGACCUGAGUAGAAAAUUGUGGAGACUGGAAGGUUUGCCGCUUUCUAUCACAGCAGUGCAAGGAGCCCACCCUGCCCUCAGAUAUACACAGGUCUUUCCCCCUCGCCCACUGAAGCUGGACUACUCUUUUUUCGACAGAGAAAAGACUUCCAAGUCAUUGAUUCCAAAGAAAGGCAAACCCUGUCCAGCUUACAUCGCUCCCAUCACAGUGAUUUGCAAUGUGGAGGGAAGUGGAAAGUGGCCUCAUGACCGUCUUGCAAUCCGCCAUAUCAAAGCUGCCUUCCACAUUCGACUGGCAGAGUUACUGAAGAUGCACCAUGAUUAUACAUGCAGGCCGUGUCCCACACAUCUGGAUGUCUGGAAGGAUGGGCUGGUGUUUCGGAUCCAGGUGGCAUAUCAUCGUGAGCCUCAGGUGCUGAGGGAGAGUGUGAAUGCAGAUGGGUUGCUGGUUGUGAGGGACAACGAAGAGGCUCAGAAUCUGGAGAUGGCUACCAUUCACAAGCCUUUACUUACCAGCACAUUACACGGGCUCCAGCAGCAGCACCCAUGCUUUGGAGCAGUUUGCCGCCUGGCAAAACGCUGGCUUGCAGCUCAGCUCUUCAGUGACGACAUCACAGAGGACACAGCAGAUCUGCUGGUGGCGUCACUUUUCCUGCACCCAGCACCCUUUACCUCUCCUAGUUCUCCACAGGUGGGCUUCCUUCGUUUCCUUCAUCUGCUUUCCUCCUUUGACUGGAGGAACAACCCACUGAUAGUCAACCUCAACAAUCAGCUAACAGCAUCAGACUACACAGAGAUCAAGAACGGCUUCAUGGCGUCCCGAGAGUCUCUGCCUGUCAUGUUUAUAGCAACGCCUAAAGACAAAAAGCUGUCUAUGUGGACCAAGCGAGCACCGAGCGUACAGAUGCUCCAGCGUGUGAUGAUGGUGGCCGCAGAGAGUCUGAAGGUGCUGGAACAUCAGCUGAUGGACAGCAGCCAGAUACAAGAUAUCCGGGUGGUCAUGCGUCCUCCGCUGGAAGCCUACGAUGUUUUAAUUCACCUGAACCCGAAGCAGGUUCCACUGCUCAGCCAGGCAGUUGACACUCCGGCCGUCAACUUCAGUAGGGGCGUCAUGACUGACGAUGCAGUCCAGUCUGGAGGGGCCAUGCCAGUUAUCGACUUCAACCCUGUGUCCCUCUACCUCACAGAGCUAAGAGAGGCAUUUGGAGACCUUGCCCUCUUCUUCUGUGACCCCUAUGGUGGGACAGUAAUCUCAGUUUUAUGGAAACCAAAGGCCUUUGUUCCAGCCCCCUUUAAGACGUCACAGAUGUCUGCUCGGACCGUGGAUGUCACUGGGGACGAAGCAAGUUCUGUUCCCAACGUUGAAGCUAUCCUGGAGGACUUUCAGAUCUUGGGAAAGGGACUGGUGAAAUCAGUGGAAGCCAGAACAGAGAAAUGGUCAUUUUAGACAGAGACACCAGUCUUACCGGCUCCAUUAACGUUGGAAUACAUUUUUUGUAAUUUUUUUUUUUUUUUUUGCUAGAGAAAGAAAUUUGAGUAUCUUGUUAAAAAUACUGUGUGGUAAUGUUAUUGUUGCUAAAGACAAGCUACAUGUUUGCAGAUCAGCUCAGUUGUUAUUUGUUUACAGUGACGCUAAAUUGAUCAGUUAAUUAAACACAUUUUCAAAAGUAGUUUCUAAAAGGUUGUUACUAUGAUGUUGUUUUUUCCCCGAGUACCUUAAACAUCUUACUGCAAAUGGUAAUGUGAAGAUUUCAUGUUUUUUAAAUUUCUUUUUAUUUUUUUGCUGUAAUACCUUUUAGAAUCUCACAAUUUGGGCUAUUUGUUCAACAAAACAAUCUGAAUGCAUGUUUGGUCCUGAGAAUGUUUUUUACAUUUUUUAAAUUUUCUUAUAUUUGACAAACUGAUUAAUCAAGACAGCACGUGUCAAAUAUUUGUAGUUUUAGCUCUAUUAAACUUUAGUAUGAAUACAAA
Molecule: messenger RNA, 4082 nt
Organism: Cololabis saira (Pacific saury)
Lineage: Eukaryota; Metazoa; Chordata; Actinopteri; Beloniformes; Belonidae
Gene: nol6
Product: nucleolar protein 6 (RNA-associated)
Exons: 26
Coding region: 109-3558 (1149 amino acids)
Biological process (GO): rRNA processing; tRNA export from nucleus
Cellular component (GO): UTP-C complex; CURI complex; small-subunit processome
Source: RefSeq, a predicted model, not a curated record